UCGCGAAAUAGUAAGAGACGCCAUAUAAAAAGGCGUCCGUUUUUUCCCUUUAGUCACUUCAUUCGUUGCAGCAACUCGAAAAAAAACGGCCGAAAUGUUGAAAGUAGCCAUCGCUUGUGCUCUCCUCUUCGUCGCCGUCUCGGCCACACCUUACAGGGAUUGCGGAUCGACCGCCGCACUGACCGCUGUGCGUGUCCCGGGUUGCAAUGCCUUGCCUUGCAUCGUCUACCGUGGAACUAACGUGACCGUCGAGUACGACUUCACAGCUGUUGAUCCAUCCAACACACUGACGACCGAUGUUAAAGGCGUCAUCAGCGGAGCAACUCUCCCUUGGCCCGGUCAGUUCCCUCCUGCUUGCGAAGAUGUGAAAGUUGGUGAUUGCCCAGUGGCAGUGGCCGAACCUAUUACCAUGGCAACUGUUCUGGUCUUAUCCCCUGCCUUCCCUUCGGUGAACGCAAAGGCAAUCUGGACCCUCCGUAAUGAUAACGACGGUCCUAUCGUCUGCUUCGAAGUUACUGUCACUCUUCUUUAAAUUUUGUAUCUCUACAAACAAAAUUGUGGAUUUAA
Molecule: messenger RNA, 567 nt
Organism: Daphnia pulex (common water flea)
Lineage: Eukaryota; Metazoa; Arthropoda; Branchiopoda; Diplostraca; Daphniidae
Product: NPC intracellular cholesterol transporter 2 homolog a-like
Exons: 5
Coding region: 95-532 (145 amino acids)
Biological process (GO): sterol transport
Molecular function (GO): sterol binding
Source: RefSeq, a predicted model, not a curated record